UUCGAACUUGGAUUUCUUUGUUGUUGUUAGAAAGCGAAGAAUCUGAGCUCUUCUCCAUGGGUGUCUGCAAGAGUGCGAAAUCACGUAAUCGCUAUUUCAGGCCGAGAAGGAAGGAGACGAGGUCCACCGAAGUGAAAAGAAGGCGCCUUUUAGCCUUUCAAGGGAUUUCUCUUUUUCGGCUCUUCGGCAAGCGUGUCCAGGAAAUGUCGCAACAUGCCCAUAUUCCUAAAUUUGGAAAUUGGGGAAGUGAUGGUGGUCUUAAUUACUCACAGUUUUUUGACAAGGCUCUCAGGGAAAGAAGUGAAUUGGAAGCAAAGAAAUUGAAUCAUCGUUAUGACAACCCCAAUGCCUUUCAUACAGAGAUGCCGACAGUUCAUGCCCCAUCACUUGGGACUUCACCUUAUUCAAUAGCUAAUGGUGUGCUACAUUUAAGAGGAGAAGAUGGUGAUUAUCAAAGGACUGGUAGAGUAUGUGAUGGAUCUGAUUACAGAGUCAAUCACUCUCCAACACGUCCCAAUUAUGAUAUGAAGAUUGGUGCAUGUUCUUCUUCCAAAGGAUUGUCAGGAGGUAGCCGUGCGGUCACUUUGAGCUCUGCAGGAAAAUUGAGGAUGACUGGUGUUCAAUAUGAUAAAAUACAGAUGAGCAAGGGGUCAGCUAUUCCCAAGUUUGGUGACUGGGAUGAGAGCAAUCCUUCUACGGCUGAUGGUUAUUCACGCAUAUUUAACAGUGUGAUGGAAGAGAAACAAAGAGUGUCAGCUGAAGUUUCUCAAGUAUCAAACGAUAAGACAUAUGACAAGGAUCAUGAUAGCAACCAUGAGCCCUCAGGUUGUUGGUGCUUUCACUGGUGCAGAAAGUAGAAAGAGCUCCUUAAUAGAUCAUGAAGCUUUGGUCUUGUAAAUAACCACUAGAGGAACAACACACUUUGUUAUUGCUUGUGUGUGCCGGAUUUCUUCAGAGGUGCAAUCUGUUUAUGCUGUGCCUUCUGAUAGUAAUCAAACAAUGGAGAGUAGGUCAUAUGGCAUUGCUUGUGUCCAGUCUCGUAUCUGUGACACUACAAAGAUCACAAUGUUGCAGAUUGUCUCAAUGUGUCUUCAUGAGUUGGUAUCAUAAAUCCACCAGAUUCAUGUUCUGUGUGGCAUCGUGGAUGAGAAUAGUUCUUCGAGCAGUUAGAUUCUCUUUGUUAAGCAAUUAAUGAAGUUUUGGUUUGGGAAUUCCAAUUGAAUUGUAUGUGCCGGGCAA
This is a messenger RNA of Musa acuminata subsp. malaccensis (wild Malaysian banana), 1239 nucleotides long. RefSeq names its product RPM1-interacting protein 4. The record is from RefSeq and is a predicted model, not a curated record. Lineage: Eukaryota; Viridiplantae; Streptophyta; Magnoliopsida; Zingiberales; Musaceae. Gene Ontology annotation, cellular component: plasma membrane.